AUGGACGCGAACUCGGCCAUUGUGCUGAGCGACGCGGACAUCGGAAAUGCAAUAUCUCUCAUCCAGGCGGCAUACGACCCCAAUGCCACAGACACUGCCGCCAUCGAGUCUCUGCAAAACUCACUGAUGCAAAUGCAACGAACCCGGCCAGCUUGGGGGCUCAUCGUUCCGUUGCUUUCUCAUCAAGACCCCAAUGUCCAAUUCUUUGGAGCACACACUGCUCAUGUGAAAAUUUCGCGUGGAGAACUCGAAUCGCUGACAACCGAAGAACGCGACGGGUUGAGAGAGACUUUGUUGGCCUUGGUGGCUAUUCCAGGCAGAAAGGCGUUCGUUCAGAAGAAGCUGUAUGGCACGGUCACGGCGCUGGCAAUUCGACUGGUUCCUGGUCAUCCAUCAGGCUGGGAGAAUUGGAUCGAGGCCACCGUGAGAGCAAUGGUCAACGGUGGCUUGGGCAACGCCGAAAUCCAUAAAUUUCUUACUGGGGCUUCUGAAGACGUAUAUAAUGCAAACCUGCUACCGCAGACCAAAUUAGAAGUGCAAGAGUCGCUUCGCGUGGCGACACCGUUGGUACUCCAAUCUAUCGUGACGGUCGUCAACUCUGCCCACCAACAGGAGCCCAGCGGACUACAAGCUGCCCUCGAAUGUCUUUCGGCGUGGUAUAUGGCGAGGUUCAUACAACCUGCUGGUUUACUUCCCCUCGUGCCCACACUGAUAGCGUUGCUCGACUUCCCUUCUGCGCCGUCUGCCGAAGUCCUAUGUGACAUCCUUAUUCGCCCGCCUGAAUCAUGGAGUCCUGCCGUUCUCAUUGAACCAAUGCUUCUCUGGGUUGCACGAAUUGCAAGUCCGUGGUAUCAAGCCAGCCCCCAACCUGGAAAUCCGCCCUGGUAUCCAACAGCUCCGGCCUCGCCUAAUUUCGCAUUUUUGCGAGACUAUCAAAAGGUUUUUGAUGCCCUAGGCGAGGCGGCGGUAGAUUGGGUCGCUGCUCAUCUUGUCGAUUAUACCCUUUGCGAGGGGCUUACCACCGCAGGACCAUCAUCGGGUCAACCGACGGGCCCAAGCCGUGCAUCGCUUGCGCAACUCAUCAUUCGGGUCAUGUUAGCCUUGACCGCAUGUGACGAAGGCGGCACUACAUUGCCAGAGUGGACGGACCAUCCUGAAGAGAUCGAUCUCGACGACGAAUUCGCGUCGGAGAGUAAUAAUGCCGGCAGCACGCUGUCUUUCUGGUAUAUGCUCCAGGAGUCGUUGUGGGAUGUUCCGCCAGCAAACACAUAUAUUUUCUCUGCAUUCUCCUCCGGAACAUCAACUCCACCUCCAAACGAUGAUCCAGAGGCCGUCCGUGGUCAGGGCGGAGUUGGAGGUACACCUUUCACUCCUGGACUCAACCGCAUUGGCAGUUAUUCAUUCGGUUCCGCUGCCUCGUCAGCUCAAGCGAAUGACACUGGUCCUGAUCCAUCCACUCAAGCUCGUGGCGCACAUGCUGAGGCUGCCUAUGUUGCUUUAGUCCAUAUACUACGAAGGAAAUGUGUUUGGAGGCGGUCUUGGCUGACGAACGAGGGGCUAUCAAGGAGCGAGAAAGAGCACAAGGAUCGGCAAUCGCGGUUCAGUCAUUUUCGCAGGGAAGUGGGGGAUACCUUGGUUAACGCAUUCUAUAUUUUACGGACCGAUCUUUUAGAUUUCUUUGCUGUCGAUUCGAUGGGCAGAAUAGAACGCGGAGAAGCAUGGGAGGAAAUCGAGGCAACCCUUGAUUGCCUCGACAAUGUGAAUGAAGCGGUUGACCUGGAGGUUGCCGCAUGUGAGAUUGGGACGAAAGCGCCCAUCGUUAGCUUGUUUACGCGGCUGUUUGGUGGAGAGCUGUGGGGACGCCUACCUACAUCAUGUGUGCUUUCAAGUGCGUAUUCUAAUAGGUCUCUUCCUGAACAAGCGCAGGAGAGGGCCGCCAUAAAUCGGCUGAGGAUAACAGCUCUCAAGUUGAUUGAUACAUACGCGAGCUAUUUCACGCAUCGUCCGUCCACGGAGCUUGGCGGACCGCUUGAUUAUAUCCUCGGGGCCCUGUGGGAUCAGGACCCGCAAGUUGGUGCAGCAGCAUCAAUUGCUCUACGUGGAUUGUGUGAUGCAAAUCGGCAUGCUCUGGCCGAGCGCAUAGACUCAUUUGCUGCUGUACAUUCCCGGAUGGACUCUAUACCAGAACAAUUCCGACAAAAAGUUCUCCAAGGAAUUGCUAGCGUAAUCCAAGCUCUGGCGCCGAUGGAUGAAAUUGCGCCGCUUGAAGCCAUGGUCACGCCUGUUGUGCGAAAGCUCAAAAGUGCUCUUGACGCUGCAGUGACGCAUCCCGAGGCUGCUCGUGCUGUCUCUAUCCAGCAUUUUGAAAUCAUCGCCGCUAUCGCGAAGGGAUUGACGCACGUGACUGACUCGUUGGGUAGCGACAACAGCGACCAAUCCGAAAUUAUGGUACUGCGGACUGCUCGAGAAGAUCCACGGAUGCAAGCAGCACGUGACGGUAUUUUCGAAUGUAUCACACGGACAGCGCAGCUCUGGAGUGACGAUGCUGAGGUUGGAAUUAUGCUUAGUGACCUUUUCAAAGGAAUCACAGCAUUGCCUGAUGACAUCACGCUACUUUCCCUCCCUCCAGCGCCGCUUUUGGGCAUCGUUUGCCAAGCCGCAACCCGGAAGCUAACGGCGCUCAAUCCGCCUCCAUUACUACUAUCUGACAAAUCAGGUCCCACCAUUGAAGCGGAGGAAUGUGUUCAAAGCUCUUUGCGGACCCUUGUCAGUGCUGGACUGGGUGUAUUUGCGGCGCCUGGGGGCAUAAUUGAGCCAGAUAUUGUCCAAGAAUUCUUCACGUGCAUGGAUCGCGUGGCGCAAGACUUUACGACAGCAUUCUGCGCUUUACCUGAUGGUGCAUUCGACGCCCUCAUCCAAUUUGCCAUCAAUGUACUGUCGAUGCAGGAGCGAUACUCGCUCGUCGCUUCUUGCUCUUUCCUGGGGACUCUCAUUCACCGCACCGCCCUCUUUGCUGUCCUAUCGCCCGAUCUUCUCAAGCAGCUUCAAGCGCACAUCAUCCGCGUCCACGGUCGGUUGAUUAUGCGCGCGGUUCUAUCCGGAUUCGCUGGUGCAGCCCCCCGAAGUGCUGUCAACAACAUGUUGGAGCUUUUGAGCGCUAUCGUGACUCGCUGGGACGAGCAGGCCGUUGCGGAAGCAUACGCUGCCACCGAUUUCAAACCCCAAGGCGGCGCCCGAGCGUGGGCUGCAGAAAUCGUCUUCGCCGACGACUUUUACCCCUCGCGGGCCGGGCCCGAGGCCAAGCAGCGUCUGGUCAAGACUCUGAUGAGGUAG
Molecule: messenger RNA, 3333 nt
Organism: Mycena indigotica
Lineage: Eukaryota; Fungi; Basidiomycota; Agaricomycetes; Agaricales; Mycenaceae
Exons: 14
Coding region: 1-3333 (1110 amino acids)
Biological process (GO): protein import into nucleus
Cellular component (GO): nuclear membrane; cytoplasm
Source: RefSeq, a predicted model, not a curated record